This is a messenger RNA of Stylophora pistillata, 4377 nucleotides long. RefSeq lists its product as uncharacterized. Gene Ontology annotation, molecular function: GTP binding. The record is from RefSeq and is a predicted model, not a curated record. NCBI's taxonomy places the organism in Eukaryota, Metazoa, Cnidaria, Anthozoa, Scleractinia, Pocilloporidae.
ACAAACAAGGAUUUCACGUACACUGUUGAUUUAGUUUACUUUAUGUUUUGUCAGCUGUGAAUGAUAUACAAAUCUGUUUCAAAGCUCACUGUAUCCUUAGUACAGCAUCUUGCUUAACUCUUCACAAUAUUGUUAGGAAACCAUCCGCACACGUGUACUCUAUCAUCUCAUGGUUUAAUUUAAAGUAAGCAAGUUUUAUCAAAAGCAUACUUUACAAAAUAUAUUAGUAUGGCAAAUUUUAAGAGAGUUUUAUAUCUUGUCCAAAGGGUGCCCUCAGAAAGAAAUUUAAUUAAGUGGAGUUAAUGGCACCCAAUAUAGCUGAAUUUUUCCCAUCAAAUUCCGCCGGUGGAUAACGUCAAAAACUUUGUCUGCUGAACAAAUAUCAAUAUUUGGACUCUGAAUCCAGAUAGAGUCAAAACCCAAUUUCUUGAACGUUCAAUGUCAUUUAAUAAUUGCUCACAAUUCAUAAAACUUUUAAUAAAAGCGCAAGAUUCUAUUACUUUCAAGCAGCUAACAAAAUAAGGUCAUCCUAAACUCAUUUCCGAAUUGUUAUUAACCUUCCAAUGAGGAGUCUCAAGUUUCAAGAGCACAACCUCAGCGAAAAAUAGCUUGUCAGUUGACAGUUUCUACGAAACGGUUCCUGAAUUCUCGGAAAACAGGACGCGACAAAUUCGAAAUUUUUUUGGAAAAUAUAAAGUAAUCGCUGAUUUAAUCGGCUGUAUUCUUGUUUAAGCUCUCUUUCUAUUAUAGCAUAAUAUUUUGCCACAAGCUAAUGUUUGCCUCAUUUUCUUUCUGCUUAGCAAUUACAGCUUAAAUUGUUGUGAACUUUAGUAAACAAUUUUUCGACAAACGUCCUUCCGGGGUAGAAACCGGAAAAUCAUUAUGCACUGAUGACUUACAAGGCAUAGCUGGCAGGUUUUGAUUGGUUAAACGGAGGUUAAAUCGCGAAUGAACCAAUUAGAAGUAUUCCUAAAGAAUACGUCAACUUGUCAUGAGAUUAGCUGCUUUCUCGCUCAUGAUUCCGAGAAAUGGCAACGCAAAUUUGAGUAUAUUCAGCGACUUCCAAACCAAGUAACUCCUAGUGAUCUUCAAGGAAUAUAAAGAGAACUAAACGAACGCUGGGAGAUUUAUGCUCGUAAAGAUGUUCCCAUCAUCGAAACCUAAGGCAAGAAAGCAGCAAAAUGCAAGCGCAAUGGGCCCUGGUGCCCCACCCCGUCUUGCAGAAGCUUUAUUAUACACGUUAGAUGAGCUUGAAAAUGGUUCCCCGUCAGUCUACAAGCUACAUAUGAGGGAAGAAAUGAGACGACCAAAAGAUAUGAUUGCAAGACAGAGUAUCGGAAAACCGUGCCGUAUCGGUCGUGGAGAAGCAGAAAAGGUGUUCAUGGUGGUGGGAGCAACAGGUGCUGGAAAAUCGACCUUGAUUAAUGGAAUGGCCAACUACCUUCUUGGUGUAGAAUGGAAAGAUGAAUUCCGUUUCAAGCUCAUAACGGAUGAGUCCAAAGUGUCACAAGCACACAGCCAAACGCAAGGCAUAACUGCUUAUACGUUCCACCCCAUGAGAGGUUCACUUGUGCCAUAUGCUUUCACUAUAAUCGACACUCCUUGCUUUGGUGGUACUGAAGGAUUAAAGAGAGACAAGAAAAUCACCGAGCAAAUAAAGGAAUUAUUUUCUAUUCCUCCACCUGAUGGUAUUGACCACCUUGAUGGUAUUGGAUUUGUUAUCCAGUCCUCCCAGGCACGUCUGACUCAAACACAGAGGUACAUCUUUGAUUCCAUUCUGUCGAUAUUUGGAAAUGACGUUUCGAGGAACAUAUUCAUGAUGAUAACUUUUGCCGAUGGCCAACGUCCGCCUGUCUUAGAGGCAGUUAAGGAAGCUAAAAUUCCAAACUACAGCGAGAAAUUCUUCAAGUUCAACAACUCAGCUCUCUUUGCUGAAAACAACGAAUCAGGCGAAGUGGACUUCGACGAAAUGUUUUGGAAAAUGGGUUCCGUCUCAUUCAAAAAAUUCUUCCAAGAAUUUCCCAAAGCAGAGAGCGUUAGCCUUCGUCUAACCAAAGAAGUUCUAAAAGAGCGAGAAGAGCUUCAUGUGUUAGUGGAGGGCCUGAACAUCCAAAUUACUGUGGGUCUGAACAAACUUGAAGAGAUACGUCAGGAAGAAAUUGUGAUCCAACAACGUGAAAAGGAGAUUGAAACAAACAAGGAUUUCACGUACAAUGUUGAUUUAGUCAAGCCAUUUCACAUUUCCUUAGAGGGCACGGGACGACACACCACCACUUGUGGUCCCUGCCACAAAACAUGCCACAGCAAUUGCAGGAUUAUCGAUGACGCGAACAAGUUUUACUGUUGGGCUAUGAACGAAGAGGGUAGAUGCAGAAUAUGUCCACGAAAUUGCCUUUGGUCAGAACACAAGAAUCUUCCCUAUCUGAUCGAAUAUCGCACAGUCACUGAGACUAGAACAGCAGAAGACCUGAAGAAGAAGUACCAUAAGGCUGUCAAGGAGAAAGCCACAUCUGAACAAAUGAUGAGAGCAAUAGAGGUAUCACUCCAGAAAGUGCAUGUUGAGGUGCUUACCAUGAUCAAGAGGGCUCAACAAAGUCUUCGUCGCUUGGAUGAAAUUGCACUAAAACCAAACCCGUUGACUCAAGUAGAGUACCUGGAGCUGCUUAUUGAAUCCGAGAAAAUGGACGCCAAACCUGGAUGGAAACAACGCGUCAAAUACCUUGAGGUGGCCAAACGUCAUGCUGAAACGCUAUCCAAAGUAAAAGACGAGCGGGAGACCCAGAGGCUUAUAAAGCAGUUGUCCAGAGAUGUGGAUGUCGGUGAGGAACAAACAAGGGACUUCUUGAAGAACCUGUCGCUUGGCCAGGACAAAUGGUACUCCCGUUUUAAGUUCUGGUGAUCACUGUAAGACUCUAAAAUUCCAGUCACAGCGUCGGAACACCCAGAUGGAGUUCUUCAACACUUUAAGUCAUGACAAGAUAUAAGAUGGAAUUUUAGAAAUGUUUACUCAACUGAUACUAGAUGGAACUUUCAAACUUUUUGACACGUAAUUAGCAAUUGCUUAAAUCUUUGUGGCAUAGCAUAAAUUGAAGGAUGCAUUUCCACAAAUUAAGUUUUCUUAGUUUCCCAGAUGCGUCUUAGCUAUUUUCUAAAGCCAUGGUAUACCGUUUCAUAUAGUGAAAUAUCAUACGGAAAGUACAACAAACGUGGAAAACUUUGUUUCAUUGAGCUUCAAUAGAAGUAGUUGGGAGGAGAGAUCAGCUUUAUGGAUGUCUGAAGUAGGUUUAUAGUAUGUUAAUUACUAGUUAAAUAAGAAAUCAAAUUAACUCCAUUUCUAAGUCAACAUCAUACUAGAAGUAUCCGAAGGAAAUAGUUCGUCUUCUGAUAGGCGUGCAUAUAGAAUAAGAAGAAAUAUUUUAAACGACUUUUCUCGGCCGAAAUUCGUAAGACAAGCUUUAAAUGGCUAGGUGUUCGUUACCUUCAAACGAAAUUAUCUGUUUUAAAACAGAGAUUUAGAGAGUACGCGCUGGAGUCCUAGUCUAAGGAGAAUCAACCUGUGAGAUUUUCUUUGAUGGCAAGUCUAAUAUUCCUCAACGUAAACAGAUCUGGAAAACUGAGCUUCUUUCACCGAGUUGUCAUCCAUUUCUCGAGGAUAAUUUGUGUCGAUAGAACCAAGAUUUUGCAAAUCACCUAGAGAGUUUAGAUUAACAAAGUAUGCAGAUGUUCUUCGAUGAGAGGUCGAAAAUAUCUAAUCAGGACGUAUUUGGAUAUGUUUAUACUUUUCAGAAAAGAACGUAUUAAGUAACUUUGUUGUCCUUUGUUGUCAGCUUUGAAAAAAUGUUGUUGACAAGGCUUGUGGUACCCUUGGUACAUUAUCUUACUUUACGGUUCGCGGCAUUGCUGGUAGGCAAAACAUAAACAUUCUACGUUAUGAUUUACUUUAAAGUAAGCAAGUUUCAUUUUGGGCAUACUUCGCAUUUAGCGACAUAACGAGCGAUUUGUCACUGAUGUUUUCAGUUCAGUUUGAGAGAGCUAAGUCUUUUAAAAAUGUUUUCAAAGAGAAUUAGGUUUGCAAAUAAUUCAAGAUAUUCUUCGAUAAGAGGCUGAAAACGUCUGGGCAGCCAAAAUAGAAAGUAUUUCAUAUAUCCACACUUUUCAUAUAAGUACUUAUUACUUUAUGUUUUGUCAGCUGUGAAUGAUAUACAAAUCUGUUUCAAAGCUCACUGUAUCCUUGGUACAGCAUCUUGCUUAACUCUUCACAACAUUGUUAGGAAACCAUCCGCACACGUGCACUCUAUCAUCUCAUGGUUUAAUUUAAAGUAAGCAAGUUUCAUCAAAAUCAUACUUUACAAAAUAUAUUAGUAUGGCAAAUUUUAA